AUGUACAACAUCAUGAUGGAGACGGACUUGUACUCCCCCGCCGUGCAGCAGACCAACCCGUCCAACCCUGGGGUGGUCGUCGGUGGCGGAGGCGGCAAAGUCCCCCAAGAGAGAAUCAAGAGACCCAUGAACGCCUUCAUGGUGUGGUCUCGCGGGCAGCGACGAAAGAUGGCCCAGGAGAACCCCAAGAUGCACAACUCGGAGAUCAGCAAGCGACUGGGGGCCGAGUGGAAGGUGAUGACCGAGGCCGAGAAGAGGCCCUUCAUCGACGAGGCCAAACGGCUGCGGGCCAUGCACAUGAAGGAACACCCGGACUACAAGUACCGGCCACGGAGGAAGACCAAGACGUUGCUCAAGAAGGACAAGUACUCGCUCGCCGGUGGGCUGCUAGGCAACGCGGCGGUGGGGAUGGGAGGCAGCCAGCGGCUGGAGAGCCCCGGCGGGGGGCACCUGGGCUCCAACGCGGGCGUAUACACGGCGCACGUCAACGGGUGGCCGAACGGUGCUUACUCGGGACAGGUGGCCGCUGCGGCGGCGGCCGCCCACGCCAUGAUGCAGGAGGCGCAGCUGGCUUACACGCAACACCCGGCCGGCGCUCACCCGCACCCACACAACCCGCAGCCCGUGCACAGGUACGACAUGAGCGCCUUAUCUUACAGCCCCAUCUCGAACUCCCAGAGUUACAUGAGCGCCUCUCCGCCGGGCUACGGGGGCAUCACCGGCUACACGCACCAGCAUCACGGCGCCGGAUUGUCUCCCGUGUCGGGGGCGAUCGGGGCUUCCCUGGUGAAAUCGGAGCCGAGCGCGAGCCCUCCGUUGUCCGCGGCGCGACAACCGUGCCCCUCCGGGGACCUGCGGGACAUGAUCAGCAUGUACUUGCCCACCGGGGAAGCGGCGGCGGGUGACUCGUCCGUGCCGGGGCGCCUGCAUAUGCUCCACGCGCAGCACUACCAGGGGAGCGGCGGCCACGUGAACGGGACGGUUCCUCUGACGCACAUUUAA
Molecule: messenger RNA, 1002 nt
Organism: Nerophis lumbriciformis (worm pipefish)
Lineage: Eukaryota; Metazoa; Chordata; Actinopteri; Syngnathiformes; Syngnathidae
Source: RefSeq, a predicted model, not a curated record